Molecule: messenger RNA, 5753 nt
Organism: Ananas comosus (pineapple)
Lineage: Eukaryota; Viridiplantae; Streptophyta; Magnoliopsida; Poales; Bromeliaceae
Exons: 33
Coding region: 49-5598 (1849 amino acids)
Biological process (GO): chromatin remodeling
Cellular component (GO): nucleus
Molecular function (GO): DNA binding; histone demethylase activity
Source: RefSeq, a predicted model, not a curated record
ACUACCCGAGCUUCUUCCCCCCCGCGCCAACGCAAACCGAAACCCUAGAUGGGGAAGGGUCGCCCCCGCGCCGUCGAGAAGGGCGGCGCCGCCCACCUCUCCGACCCCUCAUCCUCCGCCGCCGCCGCCUCCUCCUCCUCCGCCGCCUCCUGCGGCGGCGGCGACGGCGGCGGCGGCGUCGGCGUCCCCCACGCCCCCGUGUUCUACCCCACGGAGGAGGAGUUCGUGGACCCGCUCGCCUACAUAGACCAGAUCCGGCCCCUCGCCGAGCCCUUCGGGAUCUGCCGCAUCGUACCUCCCAAAUCCUGGGCUCCUCCCUUCGCCCUCGACCUCGCCUCGUUCUCGUUCCCCACCAAGUCUCAGGCUAUUAAUUGCCUCCAGGCGCGGCCCCCAUCCUGUGACCCGGACACCUUCCGCCUUGAAUACCGCCGCUUCCUCACAUCCCAUCUCGGGCGCAAGCCCAAGCGCAAUCCUGUAUUUGAUGGUGAGGAGCUUGAUCUCUGCCGCCUUUUUAAUGCUGUGAAGCGGUUCGGAGGCUACGACAAGGUCUGCGCCAAGAAGCGUUGGGGUGAUGUCAUCCGCCUUGUGCGGCCGGCCCGGCCAUACAUCGGAGGGAAGAUCUCGGAGUGCUCGAAGCAUGUCCUGUCCCAGCUCUACUGGGAGCAUUUAUACGAGUAUGAGGAGUAUACUGGUCAGUUGGAUCGGGGUAUUAAGAAACCUCCACGGAAGAGGAGAAGGAAGAAUUCAGAUACUGCUGAAAACGCUGUAACUGUUGUUAAUGAGCAAUUGGAUCAGGUCUGCGAGCAGUGCAAGAGCGGAUUGCACGGAGAUGUUAUGCUCCUAUGCGAUCGGUGUGAUAAGGGCUGGCACUUAUACUGCCUCUCGCCACCAUUGGAGAGCAUUCCUUCGGGAAAUUGGUACUGCUUGCAGUGUGUGAACUCCGAUAAGGAUAGCUUUGGCUUUGUUCCGAGGCGGAAAAAGUGUACAGUUGAAGUUUUUAAGCGUUUGGACGAGCGGGUGAGGAGGAAGUGGUUUGGGCAGAAAGAUCCAACCCGACUUCAGAUUGAGAAACGGUUUUGGGAGAUUGUGGAGGGUAGGGCUGGCGAAGUGGAGGUCAUGUAUGGAAGUGAUUUGGAUACUUCAUUGUACGGUAGUGGUUUUCCUCGUGAUGGUGAUCCGGUACCAAGUUCGCUAAAGCCGGAUGUGUGGAGGGACUAUUGCUCUAGCCCAUGGAACCUUAACAAUUUUCCAAAAUUACCAGGGUCGAUGCUUCGGGCUGUUCAAGAAAAUGUUGCCGGUGUUAUGGUCCCCUGGCUUUAUAUUGGAAUGUUAUUCUCGUCCUUCUGUUGGCAUGUCGAGGAUCAUUGUUUUUAUUCAAUUAAUUAUUUACACUGGGGGGAGCCAAAGUUUUGGUAUGGGGUACCUGGUACUGAAGCCAAUGCUUUUGAGCAGGUUAUGCAAAGUGCCCUUCCGGAUCUAUUUGAUGCACAACCAGAUCUGCUGUUUCAGCUUGUCACGAUGCUUAACCCAUCUGUUCUGCAAGAAAAUGGCGUUCCUGUUUAUAGUGUUGUGCAGGAGCCUGGAAACUUUGUGAUUACUUUUCCAAGGUCCUUCCAUGGAGGUUUUAAUUUUGGUUUAAAUUGUGCUGAGGCUGUCAAUUUCGCUCCUGCUGAUUGGCUUCCUCACGGUGGAGUUGGAGCUGAACUAUACCGUCUGUAUCAUAAGGCACCAGUUAUAUCCCAUGAGGAACUUCUUUAUGUGGUUGCAAAGGAUGGUUCUGAUACCAAAGCAUUGCCUUACCUUAAGGGAGAGUUAGAAAGAGUAUUUAUGAGGGAGAAAAGGUGUAGAGAGGAAUUGUGGAUUAAUGGUAUUGUUAAGUCAAGUUUUAUGUCUCCAAAGAGUCAUCCGGAAUUUGUUGGCACUGAAGAGGAUCCGACGUGCAUUAUUUGCAAACAGUAUUUGUACCUUUCAGCCAUUACGUGCAGCUGUAGGCCAGCUACAUAUGUUUGUCUUGAGCACUGGAAGCAUCUGUGUGAAUGUAGUCCUGACAAGCAUCACUUUGUUUAUCGUCACACUCUUGCAGAGCUGGGUGACCUUGUCCAUCUGUGCUCUCCUACUUCCAAGACUACAAUCACUGAGGAGAUAACUCAAUAUCCUCGGUGGCAUCGCUUAAUUCCCAGUGAACAAAGUGCAAUGAUUAAGAAGGUAAAAGGUGGCACCAUAUCUUAUACACAGCUUGCUGAAGAUUGGCUUUCAAAUUCUUACCACAUUCUUGAGAAGCCAUUCUCAGAUGCUGCUUAUAAUACUGUCCUGAAGGAUGCUGAGCAAUUUCUUUGGGCCGAUCACAGCAUGGAUCCUGUUCGUGACAUGGUUAACAAAUUGACCGAAGCUCAAAAGUGGGCAAUUAAAGUGAGAAGCUCUCUAUCGAUAAUAAGUGAUAAUGUGCAUUCAAAGAACAAGCGCAUGAAGAAAGUGAUGUUUAAUGAAGUCAAGGAAUUACUCAGUUUCAAUCCUCUUCCCUGCUGCGAACCUGAGAUUACGAAGUUGGAGGCCUAUGCUGCGGAUGCUAGUAAGCUGGUCGCUAAAAUAAGCAAUGCUCUUUCAUCUCGAUUAAAUAUAAGCGAGUUGGAAGAAUUGCAUUCUAAGGCUGCUGCAUUUCCAAUUAAUUUGACAGAAGCUGCGGUGUUAGAAAGUGAAAUUUCUUCUGCUAAGCUGUGGUUGAAAAAUGUACGAGAUUGCCUGUCAGAGAAAAAUCCUGGCAUCAUUGAAAUUGAUUUCUUUAACAAGUUGAAAUCAGAGAUGCUACAGCUUCACGUUCAGCUUCCGGAGAUGGAUUUGCUUUUAAACCUGUGCACAGAAGCUGACUCUUGGAAAGAGCGGUGCCAAGAUUACCUAAAUGGUCCCCUUAACUUGAAGGAGCUUGAGAAGUUUCUGCUGGCUGCAGAAAAUGUCAGAGUUAGCAUUCCAGAGCUCAAAAUCCUUAGGCAACACUAUUCUGAUUCUUGUUCGUGGAUUUGCCGUUGUAAUAAUGUUCUCCAAAAUCUUAACGAACGGGACGAUCACAUGAAAAAUGUUGAAGAGCUGUCACGUAUCCUGAAGGAUGGGGAAUCACUGCAUAUACAAGGGGAAGAGCUGGCUGCUGUGGAACUAGAAUUAAAUAAGUCAAUGUGUAGAAAGAGAGCAUCUGAGGCACUCUCUCUUCGUACACCAUUGGAGAUAAUCCAGCAAGUACUGGCAGAAGCUUCUUUAUUAGAAAUUGAUACAGAGCAACUGUUCAUUGAGAUCUCUAGAGUGCUUCGUGCAGCCAUCUCUUGGGAAGAAAGAGCUAGAUUUGUUCUUGAGCAUGUGUCUUGCAUCUCCGAAUUUGAGGGCCUUAUACGGGCCUCAGAAGAUAUAUUUGCAAUUCUUCCUUCUUUUCCUGAUAUUGAGGAUGCGGUAUCAGUGGCUCGCCGUUGGAUGCUUAAAUCUCAGCCAUACCUAGGACGUACUAUUUGUGACAAGAAUUCCUUUGAGCUCAUGCUUAAAGUCGAUGAUUUGAAGGAUUUGGUUGGUCAAUCUAGAUACUUAAAGGUCAACCUAGAUACUCCUCAGAGACUUCAGAACAUUCUGCUUGAUGUUGAGAAAUGGAUGCACAAAGCCUCUAAUUUAUUGGAGAAUAUAAGAUCUUUGUUGUAUAUGAAUGAUGCUGACUUUAUAGUCAACAAUUGCCUUAAAACUAAAAUUCAGCAACUGCUUAAUGAAAUUGAUUCCACGAGGAAAAUUGGGAUAUCCCUUGGUUUUGAGUUUAAGGAGUUGCCUGAACUACAGCACGCAUCUUUGACAAUGAAAUGGGCUUUGGUUGCAAUUUCUUUCUGCUUCAUGAUUCCUUUGCUCAAGGAGGUUGAUCGCUUACUUAAGGAUAUGGAUCAUAUUCCAGCUGUAUUUUCUGGUAGUAAUUUAGUUAAAAGGUUGUUGAAUAUCACAAGAUGGCUUAGAAAAGCACUCGUCCUACUUCCUGAUCCUCAAAUCUCAAAGAGGUGCAAUGUGAAGGAUGUUGAAAAUUUUUUAGAGGAAUCUCAGGAAGUAGAGGUGCCACAUGCUAUGAUGGUUUCCCGCCUCAAAAAUGCCAUUGAGACACACCGUUCCUGGAUAGACCGAUGCCAUGCUUUCUUCAUAUCGCCUGGAAAACAAUCUUGGGGUUUUCUUCUGGAACUGAAGGAAAGCGGUAAAUCUAAUGCUUUUGAUUGUCCUGAGAUGGACAAGGUUGUCUCCGAGAUAGAAAAGGUUGAGAAAUGGAUGUUGCAGUGUCGUGGUUUUGUGCAACCUUUAGUUGGAGACCUUGGUUCUCUGUCCAGUGAGCUCUUGAAAAUCCAAAGAUCUCUGGAUAAGGCUCUGUGCUUAUAUGGUGGAUCAAGUGUUUGUACGAGACAAGAAAUCUGUGUCUGCUGUCCGAAUGAUACAGACAAUGAGAGAGUCUAUACAUGCCUGAUAUGUGAGGACCGGUUCCAUUUCUCAUGCAUGUGGCCGACUUCUGCUAGUGCAGACAUGAAAAAUAAGAAGACAUGUCUGCUUUGCCUCUCUAUAGAAAAGGGAGAUGCAGCACUAAUUGGAAGACUGUCGUGGGUAUCGAAAGGGAAGCGUCCUAAAUUCAAUUCAUUUGUUAAACUUAUAUCUGUAGCAAACUCUUUCUACACAAGGGUUGAAGAGCUGGAUUUGCUGAAAGAAAUAGUUGAACAGGCACUGAAAUGCAAGUCAUAUUUAACGCAAAUAGUUAUCCAUGCUAUUUCUUAUCGGGAGAAAGAUCUUAGCUCUAUCUCAGAAAGCCUCCUGCUGGCUGUAAAGGCAUUAACAGUGUCUGGAGUGUACGAUCGGCAAGAUAGCUUAAGCCUCGAAUCCGCAUUGACUGAACAUUCGUGGAAAAUAAGAACCAAUAAACUCUUGAGGGCUUCGAGAAAACCAAACAUUUACCAAAUUCAGCAUCUCGAGAAAGCGGGUUCAGCUUUAGGCAUACCAUCUGGUGACCAUUUCAUGAUGGAAAUUAUUAAUGCAAAGAAAACCAGUUUGCAUUGGUUAGCGAAUGCAAAACAGGUUACUUCAGAUUCAGGGAAACUUGCUCUGAGUGAAGUUUAUAAACUUAUUAGCGAAGGCGAAAGUUUACCUGUCCAUUUUGAUACAGAAUUGAAGUUACUAAAAGUUCGCAGCGAGCUUUACUGCAUCUGUCGAAAGCCUGAUGAUAAGAGGGCCAUGAUCGCUUGCGACCAGUGCGAUGAGUGGUAUCACUUUGAUUGCAUUAAUUUGUGCAAGCCCCUUCCCAAGGCAUUCUAUUGCCCUGCAUGUUUCCCAGCUAAUGGAGAGUUCAUUUCGCUCCUGCGAUCAGCCUCUCGCGAACACAGCCCGUGCACCGAUGGAGAACCAGGCACGCCUCCGGGUUGCCGUAAUGGAUUGGAAGGAAGGGAACUCAAUAAUGCUAACCCUAGUUCACAGAAAAAGCCGCCAGUGAGAAUAGACCUGAUUAAGUUAUUGAGAUGCAACAGUGAGAUCCAUAAUUUAUGGAGAGGGAACAAAAGGCCGCUUCGAAGAACAACUCGAAGACGAAGCGUGCCUGAGUGCCUCUCUUAGUUUGUUUUUUUUUUUUUUUUAAUUAUUUUUUUGGUCCUUUUCCUGUGUAUAUAUAUUAACUUCUUCAUUUACAUUUUCAAUGUGUCAUUCAUUUCACCAUUGAUUCGUCAGUGGUUUCAUCAGCAAUAAGAUUAUUAUUCUCUCUUUGGGUACUA